This is a messenger RNA of Magnolia sinica, 1449 nucleotides long. RefSeq lists its product as uncharacterized. Gene Ontology annotation, cellular component: cytosol. The coding region runs from base 140 to 1177 and encodes 345 amino acids. Gene Ontology annotation, biological process: protein folding; positive regulation of ATP-dependent activity. The transcript has 3 exons. The record is from RefSeq and is a predicted model, not a curated record. Lineage: Eukaryota; Viridiplantae; Streptophyta; Magnoliopsida; Magnoliales; Magnoliaceae. Gene Ontology annotation, molecular function: ATPase activator activity; protein-folding chaperone binding.
ACCCUCCAGAAAAACCUCCGCUUUCUCCAUAACUCUGGGCACAACAUUGCCUCCCUACUUCCUCAAUAUCCCAUCCCACAUCUGACAUUUUCCAUCUCACUCUCGUCUAAUCCCACCAUCUCGACCGUUGAUCCUCAUCAUGGCCAAGUACGGCGAAGGCGACAAGCGUUGGAUCGUUGAGGACCGCCCGGACGGGGCUAACGUCCACAACUGGCACUGGGCGGAGACCAACUGCCUUCAGUGGUCCCGCACCCUCCUUUCCCAACUCCUGCAGGAUCUUCCCAUCCUCUCCGGCGAAUCGAAUAUCUUUAUCCGCACCAAAACCCUAGAAAGGCUCGAUGGCGAGGCCUACGUCAAUGUACGGAAGGGCAAGGUCAUUCCUGGCUACGAGCUCAGUCUCACCCUUUCCUGGGAGGGCGAGGCCCGCGGCGCCGACGGCUCGUCGCUGCUCAAGGUCGACGGCACCGUCGAGAUCCCGUACAUCGCCGACGAGAACGCCGAUGAAGACCCUGAGGUGAAGAUCACCGUCAAGGACGAUGGGCCAAUCGGGAAUACGCUGAAGGAGGCUUUUGUGUCGAAGGGGAAACCGAUUGUGCUCGAAAAGAUCAGAAUUUUUGUGGACCGGAUGGCGAAGGGAGGGCCCGCCAAGGAUGAGCUUGAAGUGAAGAAGCCGGUGAAAUCUCAGCCGGCGUCCGCAGCGACUACGGCUGCGGUGGCAGCCCCUGCACCAAAGCCAAAGAAGGAGGAGGGGAAGAAGGGUUUCAAGACGAUCACAAUGACGGAGAAAUUCAACUGUCGGGCUAAGGAUCUUUUCGAAAUCUUGAUGGAUGAGAAUAGGUGGAAAGGGUUCACUCAGAGCAAUGCAAGGAUUAGUAAGGAGGUCGGGGGGCAGUUUACUCUUUUUGACGGGGCGGUCUCGGGGGUGAAUGUGGAGCUCGAGGAAGGGAAGCAGAUUGUGCAGAAAUGGAGAUUUGGCAGCUGGGCGGAUGGGAUACAUUCGAUGGUGAAGCUGACAUUUGAUGAGCCCGAAGCAGGGUUUACAACUGUUCGGUUGAUGCAGACUGAUGUUCCAGAGGAAGACAGAUAUGGAAAUUCUACCGUUGUUGAGAACACAGAGAGAGGAUGGAAGGAGCUGAUCUUCCACAAGAUCCGUGCGGUUUUUGGGUUUGGAAUCUAAUACUCAAAUGGCAAGAGCUUCCUACCAUGUAGAAUUUUUUAAUCUCUUUGUGCCUCUUUAGUUUCAUGCUUUUCUGUUGGUUGAUUUUGUUACAUCAGUCAGCACAAACUGCAUGGGUGCUCUAUGGUUGCAAUCAUAUUGUCAUUCUGGUUCAUGUAGUUGAAAACCCGAGGACUUCAUGAGUCAGCUUGCUAAUUAUCCAUGUAAAACGCUAUUUGGCAUUAGGACCUCCACAGUUUAACAAAGCCAAGAGGAUACAUCUGUUCUCGUCA